This is a messenger RNA of Chelmon rostratus (copperband butterflyfish), 1569 nucleotides long. RefSeq names its product perforin-1-like. The record is from RefSeq and is a predicted model, not a curated record. The transcript is spliced from 9 exons. NCBI's taxonomy places the organism in Eukaryota, Metazoa, Chordata, Actinopteri, Chaetodontiformes, Chaetodontidae. Bases 1 to 1569 code for a protein of 522 amino acids.
AUGCCCUCCUCUUCAGCCCCACCCUUCCUCUACCUGAGCCUUCUCCUCUUCCUGUCACACCACCACCCUGUUCUCUCCUGUCAGACGGGGAGCCGCAGCGAAUGUGAGUCCACCCCCUUUGUACCGGGCCACAACUUGGUGGGGGAGGGCUUUGAUGUGGUCACCCUGCAGCGUAAAGGAGCCUACGUGUUUGACAUGAACACCUACCUCAACCCAGAUGGCACCUGCAAACUCUGCCCUAACCCUCUUCAGGGCGGCAAGCUGCAGAAAGUGCCACUCUCUACCUCGAGCUGGCGUGUGUUCAGCCAGUGCAAUACUGAAAUCUUAAGCAGUGCACACACCUCUGUUAGCUCAUUGAUGGACACUUACACCGCCCUGGUCAGUAGUGACUGGCAGGUUGGUUUGGAUAUAGAUGAGUUUGUCACCGACAACCUGGUGGGAGGAACGCGCUCCCGUGUGUUUAACUUUACACAAGAAAGGACCAGAGAGGACCGCUACUUCUUCAGCACUCACAGGGUCAGCUGCAGCCAUUAUCGUCACCGUGUGGCAGGCAUUACACACCUCAGCCCAGAGUUCAGGCAGGAUUUGUCCAGACUGCCACUUCGCUACAACUCCAUCACCAGGCCUCAGUACAGGGAGCUCAUAAAUACCUAUGGCACACACUACAUCCGCCAGGGUUACCUUGGGGGGCGACUCAGGCGAAUCACAGCUAUACGUACCUGUUUGUCCACACUGAAUGAGCUUUCCCCAAAUGAGGUCUAUUCCUGCUUAUCACUGGGUGUCUCCGUAGGCCUGGGAAUGAUAUCUAAUAACGAACAGUCUUGCAGUAAAGUCCUACAGAACCAGGGCAUCUCCACCGCAUACAACUCAGAUCUAUACCAACACAACACAGUGUUGGCAGGAGGCACUGGUUGGUCGGGGCAGUUUUCACUCACUCACAAUGACUCACUGGGUUAUGUGAAUUGGCUGAACACCCUUAAGGACAAUCCAGAUGUUGUCUCAUACUCCCUUAGACCAAUGUAUGAUCUGAUCCAGAAUGAUACGCAGAAGGCAGAGAUGAAAACUGCCAUAGAGGAGUACUUAAAAGAAAAUGCUGUGACGAUCUUAAACAAAGAACCAGACUGUGGGAGCCAAAAUCCCAACCUGGCUUCCAACUGCUGUCCUAAAAAGACUAAGAUCGGAAACCUGUCUGUGACCAUCAUCAGAGCCUGGGAUCUCAAAGGAGAUUUCCUCGGCAAGACUGAAAGCUUUGCUAUGAUGUGGUACGGCAGCAUCUAUCGUGAGACUCGUGUGAUUAAGUCAAACAACCCCAAGUGGAACAAAAGUUUUAAUCUGGGCAAGGUGGGCACACACUUGGAUUUGAAAGUCGAAGUCUGGGACAGGGACAUGGGAAGGGAUGACAGACUGGGAUCAUGUUCGUUGUUCCUGACCCCGGGGACACACAAACACUCCUGUCCAGCCAAGAAUGGUGGUUUUGAGUUUCAGUAUACUCUGACCUGCGACCCUUAUUUGACUGGGCAGGGCUGCAGCAGUUACCUGCCAACUCCAUUGGGGGGAAAUGCAUUUUGA